This is a messenger RNA of Anguilla anguilla (European eel), 1520 nucleotides long. Its product is annotated as calcium-activated potassium channel subunit beta-4-like. Gene Ontology annotation, biological process: potassium ion transport; detection of calcium ion. The transcript is spliced from 3 exons. The coding region runs from base 885 to 1517 and encodes 210 amino acids. Lineage: Eukaryota; Metazoa; Chordata; Actinopteri; Anguilliformes; Anguillidae. Gene Ontology annotation, molecular function: potassium channel regulator activity; calcium-activated potassium channel activity. The record is from RefSeq and is a predicted model, not a curated record. Gene Ontology annotation, cellular component: membrane; voltage-gated potassium channel complex.
AUAUAAACCGCUGUUCGAGAAAGACAAAUACACAUAGAAGAAUUAGCAGAUGCAUAAUAUGUGGGGUUUUCAUGCACGGACAGGUAGCACGAGAUCGGAUUACUAGGGCAUCUGUUGAAUGGAUUUCCAUAUUCGAAGCGUCGGACUGCUUUUCGACUAGGCCUUGUAUGACACAAUCUUUGUUCGACUGUUUUAUGGAGCAAAUGCAACGGACGUCUCUUGCCAAUAAUUUGAGGCUGCAAUAUGUUGGCAAGGCAGCCGGCGUGCCAGACAGUCAGCGCCAAACAGUGACAGCCCGUCUAAUGGAAAUUAAAUGGCAAACCAAAUUGUGCUGAUUCAGCUGUAGACGUCGUCUAUUGAUUCGGGCUGCGCACGCACGGUUUUUGAACUUUUAUUUUUGAAUGAAGACCGCCUCGUAUCACCCGAGCGCAACACGGUCACUAUGGAAUCCUUUCCGUCAGCAGCGAGCCUGCCGCGGUUGUGGACAUGGUAACCGUCGCGCAUCGGCUGAUCUGAGAGCCGUGUUUAUGCAUAACCCUGUGCUAUUUCUGCAUAAGAAGCUUAUCUAAUCCCAGAUGCAACAUUCAGCCUUUCAGCAAAUUUAAAAUCAGUGCAGGCUGUUGAAACAGAAUUCCGCGGGGGGUCAUUAGGCUACGCGCGCAAACAGAAGCAAGACUGAAAAGCAAUCGGUACGGCCAGUUCUUACACAACGAACCUAAAAGGAAGAGCGAGCGCCGACUUAACCGACUACGAGGGAAGUUUUGAUGGAAGCUGUUGUUGCGCGGUGGUGAGCAGCGCCCGGGGUCAAGAGAUACCCCUCGCGCGCUCUCCCUCUCGUUUCUGGUUGUUUUGAUGCUCCUUGCCCGACUCGGAGAAAGGGACCGAUGGCGAAGAUAAGGGUAUCCUACGAGUACUCUGAGGCGGAGGACAAAAGCAUUAGACUUGGUCUUUUUCUCAUCGUCUGUGGCAUCGUGUCGCUUUUUAUUCUCGGCUUCUGCUGGCUGAAUCCCACGCUGCAGAGCAUGCAGAGCAAGCCAGCGAACUGCACAGUGGUCUCGGUGCGGCGCGUGGACGAGAUGUUCGAGUGCGUCUUCACGUGCGGGGCGGAUUGCAAAGGCACGUCGUUGUACCCGUGUCUGCAGAUAUUUGUCAAUAACUCCGAGUCAAAUUCCGUAGCUUUGCUGCAUUACAACGAACAGCAGUUGGUGCUGAAUCCUAAGUGCUCCUAUGUUCCCCCCUGUGAGAGGGACAACCAGAGGAACAAGGACAAUGUGCUCCGAUGGCAGGACUACUGGACCGAAGAGGUUAGCUCCCAGUCCUUCACCUGCUUCUUCAACCAGCAGCGCAGGCCAGACGACGUGCUGUGGAAGCGCACGCACGACGAGACCGUGCUGCUGCACUGCGUGCUGUGGCCACUGGUCAGCCUGCUGCUGGGAACGCUCAUCGUCCUGCUCACCAUCUGCGCCCGGAGCCUCGCCAUCCGGGCCGAGGCCAUCCAGAAGAGGAAGUUCUCCUAGGUG